AUGCUACUGCCAUCCCGGAUUGCCUUUCGCCUUGACCCUCCAGAGACUUUCAGAUACACGGACUUCGUCAUCCGAGCAGCACUUCCACGAGUGCCUCACAGCAUGACCGAAGAGGCCGCAAAGGCCAAGUACCUACGCACUCGAUUGAAAAGACUGAUGCGAGUCGUGGAAGCUCGCCUAGGAAAGGGCCGAUGCUUUUUCGGUGAAUCUCAGCCGAGGGAUCGAAAGAAGGAUACACAGUUCAGCGUCACCAAGCUGUAUGCGCUAUACGAGGUCGAGCACUGGCCUGGCGCCCUUGCGCAGUACGAAUGGACACAGUUCGUCAUUGCGAACAUGGAACGCGACGCAAUACGCGAGCGACUCGGUUCCGAUGUGAAGCUUGCCUUACCAAUGCUCCCGUCCUCUGCUUUGCCGAAAUAUCAAGAGAUGAUGCGACAAGAGGGUUCGGAUCUGACGAGACGCGUCCAGCCACCCGGUCAAAUCAAUGGCGUCGUUUCGGGCGGAGGUCGUCGUGUCUACACGUCCCAUGACCCUCGAAGGAAUGAGUUACAUGAUCGACCUACAGCACACCAUCUGUCAGAACGGGCUCAGUUGAUGGUGCGACUCCCUGACCUUCCAGAUAUCCGCCGGACCCUUUUCGAGAUUCCGAGUGGUCAGCUUCAGGCGAUAUCGCGGAACGAUCGAUUAUACCGGAGUACCUGCGACAGUCACAAGAGCUGGGUUCAGAAGGAGUCAAAGUCGUUGACCAGCCAUUACAUACGUUGCCUUGGUCGUGAGCCCGAUGCAAAUCUCCUGACUUGGCCACAACUCAAGGCUGAGGCGAGGAAGCUGAUGGGCAGCACCCUCUACCAGCAGAUAAUUCAAUGGACUCGACAGCAACCCAACCUCAACUUCAAGCUCGGGGACGGAACAGAACUUGUUGACCGUCAGCUAUCCUUCUUGACCAUCCGCAUGAACCACCACGAUCCCAUACCGCACACGGCGUCAAUCCAAGUUCAGACGGAGCGCACUCGAAAGCACCGCAUUGUAGCCAUGCUCCAGCAGCGGCAAAGCCUGAGAGAAUGGACGAUAGCAGUGGCGGAGCAAGCUAGGUUAUGUGUCGGCCAAAGAUACCGGAAGGAACUCGACCACGUCCUCGAUUUUUGGACUGGCAAGGCCGAACGCUUGGAGGAGUUCAACGAACGCAACAGAAAGGAGAACACUGGUCUGAGGUCCGAUAUGCUGCCGGUAGGGGCGCAACCAGCUGUCUCUACGGCGCAGGUUCAAGAGCAGGAACAGCCACAGGUGCAGGGUCCAAUGCAGGCACAAGUACAUGACCAGACUACUCAGAGUGAGGUGUCGGCCCGUCAACAGGAACAGGAGGUUGACCACACGCCGCUCCUGGAGCGCAUGCAACAGAAGGCUCGGAUACCGAAUUCAGUCCACACUCACAGCCAGUUGGAAGCCCUUAACGAAGCGCAGUCGCAACCGCAGUCAUUGAGAUCGAUCCAAACACAAGGACGCAAACAGGAGCACGUGGACAUCGAGAUGAUUGACUCGAUCCGAGCACACGGGCACCACCAAGUACAAGCGAACGCACAGACAACUGACUCGGCGCAAGCGCAAGCACAAGCUACGGAGCCCAUUCAGCUAAAGGCCUGUAGGGACGUGAACAUAAUAUCCCCGGCUGCAAGCCAGACGCCGGCACGGGAAGAGGCUCAAGAGGAGGUAUGCAAUCAAUCGCCUGAGCCAGAACAACUCGAAACCUUCACACAAUUCCAAGCUCAAGUACAUAUUUGUGCAAGUUCGUGUGAGGAGGUAUCGACAGGAGCUUCGAAUGCGUUCCCUAUGGAAAAUGUCGUGCACGAGCAUGAGCAGCAUGAAGAUCUUGGACAGAUACAACAGCAAGGCGUGCCACGGGCGCACUCCCCAAAGGCAGUCUCCGUGCCAGAACUGGUAUCUCUUACAGCGCCGUCAGCGGCUCCGGUUCAAAUUCAAGCACAUGUCCCGCUGCACGUAGAAGAGAUGUCUCCAUUGCAGGCUCAAGAAGAGAUUCAACAGCAUGCACAGGAGCUGUCUCCAUCACGAGCUCAAGAAGAGAUGCCACAGCACACGCAGAAGCUGUCUCAGGUUUUCGCUCCAUUAACGCAACCAAAGCCCGCCGAAGCACAAGAGGUGUCACUUUUCCAGCGGGUGAUUCAGGCACGGCUGCAACAUUCGCUGCCAGGGGACUCGCAGGGAUCUCUAGCAGCGCAAAAUGCUGCGCCGUUGACUUUGUGUGAUUGCUUUCAGGAUAAAGUGACGGCCAGAGUCCAGGCGCAAAGCCAGAUGCUACCCAUCGAACAGGCGCGACCUCAGCAGGUGCCGCGGGCAGAGGAACAGCUGACCAGCGAGCAACAGAACCCAGGCGGAAUGCUUGUUGAAGGACAAGCCCAAGAGACAGUGCCUUGUGAGGAACGAGACCAGACGCAAGCAGAACAAUCAGAAUCUCAGGAAGCACAAUUGCACGCAGCCAAGCUCGACGCUAUUGAAAACCCCGUCGUGGCUAUGGACGAGGAAGUCGUAGAGCAAGGGUCUCAGCCUCCGACUCAAUUCUCACAUGCACAGCGAGCCGAGGAGGAUAACGUCAACCCCACGCGUCCAUCAGAUUCGGGUCCUCAAGUAGAAAAGACUGCAAGCCACCGUAUUGAAAAGUGUCACCAUUGCACGAAAUCCAAGUUGCGCUGCAACGGUGAACGACCAUGUCAAUUCUGUCUCAAAUAUCGCAAAUGCUGCUACGAUCUCAACGCACGACCUGCGCGAAACAUGAGGGGACGGAAUCUCAAGACAUCUAAUCGAUCGACAGCCAAUGAUGGCAAGCGUCGAGCAGCAGCACCCGAAACAGCAGACGACCAACCACGUCGACAGCCAAAGCCACUAGAAGAAGUUUUGUCCACGCAGCAGGAAUCGGCAGGUCAGCCUCAAGGAGCGAUCACCACAAACAAUGUGGAUGCAACAGAGCUGGACACUCACCUUUCCGACGACGACGACGACGACGGUACCGAGCGUCUCGAGAGUUUUGCCGCGAGCGAGACACCCCAUCGUGCGCAAAGUCAGGGUGAGUACCACGGUUAUGAUACCAAGCAGCAGCAACAGCAGCAAACGCAGUCUCAACCAACCAAAGCUGCUAGGAAGCCCAAACAGAAAACUCUCAAAGCCCGUAACGUCACUACCAGGCUGGCCGAGCAGAAGGAGGCAGAACAGGGUCGCCGUUCGUUGCGCGCAAUGGCACAUCGGAGUCAUACCUAG
Messenger RNA from Cladophialophora carrionii CBS 160.54, 3267 nucleotides. RefSeq lists its product as uncharacterized. The coding region runs from base 1 to 3267 and encodes 1088 amino acids. The transcript is spliced from 2 exons. The record is from RefSeq and is a predicted model, not a curated record. Gene Ontology annotation, molecular function: zinc ion binding; DNA-binding transcription factor activity, RNA polymerase II-specific. Gene Ontology annotation, biological process: regulation of DNA-templated transcription. Lineage: Eukaryota; Fungi; Ascomycota; Eurotiomycetes; Chaetothyriales; Herpotrichiellaceae.